AACCAACCCUAUUUAUGGAAUAUGAAUUGCUAUCCACCCCCCUCUACCACAUAAAACCACACAAUAACUUCGCUCCAUUCUUCUAAACACCCACACACAUCAUGGAUAUGCACGGCGGUGGCAUGGCCGGAAUGUCUCCGCCGCCGACGAAUACAACCGCCGGAAACAUGACAAUGAGCGGCGACUCGCACCCACAUAAAAUGAUGAACACGGCUUUCUACUGGGGAAAGGACACUGUGAUUCUCUUUUCGGGUUGGCCCGGAUCCGACUUGGGUAUGUACAUCUUGGCUCUUUUCUUGGUUUUCGUGCUAGCUAUUCUCGUGGAGUGGCUCUCGCACUGUAAUUUGAUAAAGGAAGAUCGAACCGGGUCGGAUCAUGUUGUGGCUGGAUUGCUUAAGACGUUGAUGCAUACGGUUCGGGUCGGGUUGGCUUAUCUGGUCAUGCUGGCGCUCAUGUCUUUUAACGUUGGUGUGUUUCUAGUUGCUGUGUUAGGACAUGCUGUCGGGUUCUUGUUGUUUGGGAGUAGAGUUUUCAGCAAGCAUCCGCCGACUCCGGUGCUCGGAAAAACUUCCGAUUUGCCGCCGAUGACUUGCUGAUAUGUAUAUCAUUUUCGAUUUUGUAUUCGAGUCUUUUCUGGAUAGGUAUGGAUUGUGAAAUGAGUUUCUUAAUUUAUUUCGUCCUUUUUAGGAAAUGUAUCAGACCAUUCCAGAAUAUAAAAAUUCUAUUGCCUGGGUUCA
This is a messenger RNA of Daucus carota subsp. sativus, 737 nucleotides long. RefSeq names its product copper transporter 6. The transcript has a single exon. The record is from RefSeq and is a predicted model, not a curated record. Gene Ontology annotation, cellular component: plasma membrane. Gene Ontology annotation, molecular function: copper ion transmembrane transporter activity. Bases 102 to 596 code for a protein of 164 amino acids. NCBI's taxonomy places the organism in Eukaryota, Viridiplantae, Streptophyta, Magnoliopsida, Apiales, Apiaceae. Gene Ontology annotation, biological process: copper ion transmembrane transport.